CCACAAUCACGGCGCCUUCCUGCAGCAUCCAGGAGGAGCCGAGGCCCAGCAAAUCCAUGAAUAUCCACCAUCUCCUGGCGACCUGAACCCGGCACCGCACUGACCGUUCACUUUCAUUCACUCUGACGAACUUCCUCGACCCGUAACCGACUGACAGGCAGCGACUCUACCGCCGAUUUUUGUGCGUCAUCUCCAUUCUGGAUCCAGGGCAUCCCAUCCAUCGAUCGAUUCAUCUAAUUUCGUCAUACCAGUCUAGCGGCUUCAUAUUCGCACCAUAACCGGACCCCCAGCUUUCCAUCCGACAAGCUCCCAUCCGCUCGCCCCUGCGAAGCUCGACAUCAACCUCCCGUCCCGAUAUCAAGUCCACAAUCGAUUGCGACACGAUAACGACGACACUUAAUCCCGGUUCCGGCCUUCGGUCAAUGUCGCGCCCUUAAUCUCGAGACCAACACCCGAAAAAGGACAGUCCAGAAUCCUCAAUGUCGACGGCCGCCGACGUCCCUAGGUUCAAGAGCCCAAAUCCCAUGAUCCAAUCCAUCUCAGCAACAAAGCGAUCGACUACCGGUACUGGCGUCAAGAGCGCAAUGUCGACAAAUUGGUUGGGCGCGUACGGUGACUUUAUCACCAAGAAUAAUCACCAGGUCUCACAAAUAGAGUCGACCCUACGGUCUCUAACAUACAUUAUACCUGGCCGUUUCCGUGACGCAGAGAUUGCCUCCGAGUCCAUCCACAGCGGCGUCCAGCUCCUUUCUCUCUACCAUGAUACCCUACUCUUCCGUGCAUCCUCCAAGCUAUCUCAGCCGUCCCUCGCAAACGCGCCCUCUCCGCAUAAACGAUACAUCCGCUUCUGGUUUCUCAAGAGCCCCCUCUACCGGCGCGUAGCCUAUCUUCUGCAGAUCGUCAACUAUGUCGAGCUCCUAAUCGAAAUGGCGGCCAAGCGCCGCGGCGAGCGCAUCCGGUGGCGCGCCGUCAUCAUAAUAGAAGCCAUCAAGGCCUUUUGCAAGCUUCUUCUGCUUAGGAUAACAAAGUCGCGGCCGCUGAUAACCCCGGUUCUGCCCGAGCGCGAGCCUCUGCCCGAAGCGCCGACCGACGAGGAAUCCGCAUUCCAAGGGGACGACAGCGGAUACGCCAGCGCAUCAGGGUCGCCACAGCAGUCGUCACCGGAUGGAGAAUGGACUAUGCCUCGCACCGGCAUGUCGCUGCCGACAUUACCUUCGCCCGGCGACAUCAGCAGCUACCUCCUUUCGCGGGUGCUAACAGCCGACGACAUCAAGCCGGCGGCGAAACUGGUCAACCAGCUACAAGGCUCGGCGCAGGUUGCUGAAAUCCUGCACAUCCUGUCACCACUGGCAUUUGCGGUGGCCAUGGCUCGCAGCAAGAAUAAGCGCAAGGCCUGGACUCCGUGGGUGCUUGGGUUGGCGAUAGAGUUGGUCGCUCGGCAGCUGCGGGAUCGCAGCCUACGGACGACGCCGCUUGAGAAGGAGGAAUGGAGCCGUAGAGGCUGGGCUUUGGGAUGGUGGAUGAUGCGCGGGGCGUUCUACGAAAAUAUCACAAAGUCGAUGGUGGAGGGCGUGAGGAAACGGAUGCCGAGCUUGAUUGGGGGCAUUUUGGAGGACUACGAAUACUUGUGGGAGAAUUAUCAUUUCAGCACCAGCCCUUGAUAGGAUUCAGCGUUUCUGGGGUAACGGGCGGGGGGCUAUUGUACACAGUGGAAACCACGGUAUUGGUCACUGGUUACCGAGUCAUAUACCGCCAACGAGUUUGGGUGCCGGAGGCUUUUUCAUCCCAAACUAUCUUGAAGCUUGGUUCAACGCGGUUGGAAAUAAACAAACAGGAGUUUCAGGGGUGGACGCUUGGUAAACUUUGUUGCCAGGGCAAUAUCAAGGCAAGCGAAGAUGGAAGAGUUGGUGAUGUACGAGCAUGUUCUGAUUAGUUCAGCACUUUGUAUAUAAAUACGAUAAUUGAUACGACACAUUCAACCACA
Molecule: messenger RNA, 1984 nt
Organism: Neurospora tetraspora
Lineage: Eukaryota; Fungi; Ascomycota; Sordariomycetes; Sordariales; Sordariaceae
Product: peroxisome membrane protein
Exons: 2
Coding region: 480-1661 (393 amino acids)
Biological process (GO): peroxisome organization
Cellular component (GO): peroxisomal membrane
Source: RefSeq, a predicted model, not a curated record